AUGAGGAUGUGUGACAGAGGCGUCCAGAUGCUCAUCACCACGGUGGGAGCCUUCGCAGCCUUCAGCCUGAUGACCAUCGCCGUGGGCACCGACUACUGGCUCUACUCGCGCGGCGUGUGCAGGACUAAGUCCCUGAGCGACAACGACACGAGCCGCAAGAACGAGGAGGUGAUGACCCACUCGGGACUCUGGAGGACGUGCUGCCUGGAAGGAACCUUCCGAGGAGUGUGCAAGAAAAUCGACCACUUCCCCGAGGAUGCUGACUACGAGCAGGACACAGCUGAGUACCUCCUCCGUGCAGUGAGAGCAUCCAGCAUCUUCCCCAUCCUCAGCGUGGGUCUGCUCUUCUUUGGGGGCCUGUGCGUGGCGGCCAGCGAGUUCUACAAGAGCAAACACAACGUCAUCCUCAGCGCAGGCAUCUUCUUUGUCUCUGCAGGUCUCAGUAACAUCAUUGGGAUCAUAGUCUACAUCUCGGCCAACGCGGGGGACCCGGGGCAGAGCGACUCCAAGAAGAGCUACUCCUACGGCUGGUCCUUCUACUUCGGGGCGCUGUCCUUCAUCAUCGCCGAGGUGGUGGGGGUGGUGGCCGUGCACAUGUACAUCGAGAAGCACCGCCAGAUCCGUGCCAGGUCGCACUCGGAGCUGCUCAAGAGGACGGCUUUCACCCGCCUGCCGCCCUACCGCUACCGCUUCCGCCGGCGCUCCAGCUCCCGCUCCACCGAGCCCCGCUCCCGAGAUUUGUCGCCCAUCAGCAAAGGCUUCGGCACCAUCCCCUCCACCGACAUCUCCAUGUUCACCCUCUCCAGGGAUCCCUCCAAGGUCACCAUGGGGACGCUGCUCAACUCGGAGCGGGACCACGGGUUUUUACAGGUCCACAACUCCAUCCCCAAAGAGUUCAAGGAGGCUUUGCACAACAACCCGGCCAACAGACGAACCACGCCGGUCUGA
Indicator indicator is the source of this 948-nucleotide messenger RNA. RefSeq names its product calcium voltage-gated channel auxiliary subunit gamma 3 (gene CACNG3). The coding region runs from base 1 to 948 and encodes 315 amino acids. The record is from RefSeq and is a predicted model, not a curated record. Gene Ontology annotation, molecular function: voltage-gated calcium channel activity; channel regulator activity. NCBI's taxonomy places the organism in Eukaryota, Metazoa, Chordata, Aves, Piciformes, Indicatoridae. The transcript has 4 exons. Gene Ontology annotation, cellular component: postsynaptic density membrane; AMPA glutamate receptor complex. Gene Ontology annotation, biological process: positive regulation of synaptic transmission, glutamatergic; calcium ion transport; transmission of nerve impulse.